Fusarium vanettenii 77-13-4 is the source of this 810-nucleotide messenger RNA. RefSeq lists its product as uncharacterized. The transcript has 2 exons. The coding region runs from base 34 to 642 and encodes 202 amino acids. The record is from RefSeq and is a predicted model, not a curated record. Lineage: Eukaryota; Fungi; Ascomycota; Sordariomycetes; Hypocreales; Nectriaceae.
GCCUCUCUGAAUAUCAAUCAAGUUGAAUGAAUAAUGGGCUCUACGACUCUUCUUCGUGGCUUCAAAGUUUCCAUCAGCACCCUUGAUGCCUUCCUCUACGCCAACGGCGUAUACGAGACAUACGGAACUCCCCCGUUUUACAAAGAUCAUCCCGACAAAGAUGAAAUCUCGAAGCUAUUCUACACCAAGAUCACACAAGCAGGUGGAACUGCGGACAAGAAUAGGUUCCGGGUCAUGAUUCCCUUGAUGGAGGGCCAUGACAAGUCCACUGUUGCGUACGUUACUUAUGCCUGGCUCACGGUCUACGCACAUCGCGAGGUUCUUCUGGAUGAAGAUCUUCCCACUGCCGUUCCUGAAGGAUUCGAACAGUUGAGGCGAGAGAUCUUGUCGUUCGGCGAAAAGCUCGAGGACGAGGACAAAAUUGCCGACGAGGGCAAGAUGGGGCUGUUCUUGGUUCACAUAUACGAGAUUCGAGGUUUAUACACACCCCAAGAAAUGCGUGAAUGGGCAAAGGUUCCUCAGUACUGUGACCGGUGUGAUGCUGUGUUUGACGAUCCUUAUCAAGCGUUUACUCAGCGACAGCUGCAUCGUAGAGAUGUGCAUGGAUCCAAGGAGAGCACUUGUCCACUUCCUGAGGGUUAGGUAAGAGUGGGGAAAUGUUUGCUUAAUCUUCAAUAGCCAUUAGGUAGAUAUGCAUUAGGAGUACAUUCAAAUCGGCCUCAUCAUUAGUUCCAUACAAGCUCGCGUCUCACCCGAAGACAAUCAACUCCGACAACCCAUCACAUACUCAUGACCAAAUGAUUCAAUCAA